Molecule: messenger RNA, 2091 nt
Organism: Brassica rapa (field mustard)
Lineage: Eukaryota; Viridiplantae; Streptophyta; Magnoliopsida; Brassicales; Brassicaceae
Product: RING-H2 finger protein ATL14
Source: RefSeq, a predicted model, not a curated record
UUUGUUUGCUGCAGAGUUCUGUUUUUAAGUUUCUAUCUUCUAUUGUUUCGUUAUCCGACUUUCCAGUUCCAUGUUAUUCAAGUAUAUAGCUCAAGUCCAGUUCCAUCUUAUUUGAGUUAUAUGUAAGAUAUGAUAUUUGUUCCGCCUACAUCUGUUGAGACUAAUCACCUCCGGUUUAAACUUUGCGGAAGAAUCAGAAUCAUCGCACAUUCUUGCACCUCUCGUGACUUCCAUUGAGUGAAACUAAAAUUGACAGAUAACAAAGCCAUCAGGACGUCCCAAAACAAGUUCUAGCCUAAGCUGAUUAGAAUGCGGAAGAUAAUGGCCGAGACGACACAAAAAGUAGUUCGCAAAAUGAACAAGAUGAAAAUGUGAAAAGGAAACUAAGGAGAUAAUAUUAAAAAUGAAUGUUAAAGGUGUUGGAAUGGUAUGGUGACAUAAGAAAUGGUGUUACCAAGGAAGCUGCCCUUGUCGGCCUGUCCCUAUCUCUUCACACUUGGCAUUACCAUAUAGGAAGGUUCAGAGAUCAAUUUGAACCAAAAUCAGUUAUAUUCGUAUUAUUUGGCGUAUGGCAAUUAGCUCUGCUUUCUUAUCCUUAAAUGAAACAUUGUUUUCGCCGUUUGUUUUCUCCUCUAGUUUUCUUGUGAUGUAAAAAACAUACUGUAUUAUUACGUGCAGAUAAUAAUCUGAUUGUUUCAAACGCCUCUAUGUUUACGUUUGUAUUUUUUUUGUUAUCAUAUGUUAACUUCAUUAUCACUGACUUUUCUGUCUUAAGAUAAUGAUAUCAUAUGUUACUUCAUUAAUCUAUUAGCUCGAUUAAAAUUUUAUUAAUUUUUUAUUCAAACAGUUUAAAGUGUACAUAUCAUAAUUUUCUAAUAAUUAUUAAAAAAACUAAGAAAGAAUUUAUAUAAAUUUAUAACAUAAUGUAAAUGGAAUUAUCAAAUAUAAAUUUGUAUAAAUAUAGUAAAUAAAAUUGGUAAAUUUGGUGAGAACUAGUUAAGAUGUUCGAAUAUUUUUCAAAAUGUACACUUCUUCCAUUUCAUUAUAGACAUGUAUAUAUAUGAUAUUUUAGAAGAUUUUUAUCGUUUUAAAAUUUAAGAUAUUUUGACAUUUCUGUGUUAGUUUUAUUGAAAACUAUAUAAUUUUAGAUUUUGCAAUGUUAAACUUUGUUAUUUUAAAAAGUUUUUAUAGAAAAGUAAAAUUUUAAUAUUUGUGCUGUAAGCAAAAAAAAAUACAUUAUGAAACAUAUAAUAUUUGUACAAAACUAUACAAACACCCCCUUGUAUUGUUGAAUCCACAGUUUUCGACCCAAUUCAAUUCCCCACCUCCUGCUGAUUGUAAUCUCUCUCUCUCUCUCUCUCUCUCUCUCUCUCUCCUUACUUCACUGGUAAGAGACUAAAGAUAAGUUUGUUUUCUAUCUCCGCCGCAAUCGUCCGAUGUCGAUAUCUAUUCUCCACGAUGAACCAAUCACCGGAGAUCAAUCGUCGCAACCGAAGUGCCACACGGCGAGUCUAUCAACGAAGAUACUUUCGAAAAUUCUCGUAUGUCUUAUCAUGAUCCCUGUAGCUGCAACCGCCUUGCUCUUCAUCCUCAUGUCUCUCAGCUUCUCUCUCUUCUUCUUCUCUCUCUACUGGUUUCUCCACCGCCACCGCCGUCGCGAAUCCUCAGAUGGGUUGUUGUCUCCCAGAUGCGUGAAGAGCCUUCCCCAGUUCAAGUUCUACGAGCCGACGCUGUACGGAAGCGAGUGCGUGGUCUGCAUCGAAGGGUUCAGACAAGGACAGUGGUGUCGGAAGUUGCCUGGAUGCGGACAUGUGUUUCACCGCAAGUGUGUUGACUUUUGGUUAGUCAAAGUCGGGACUUGUCCGAUUUGCAGGGACAGGGUUUAGAAUUUGUAAGAAGAUGGAGCCAAAAAGGUGAAAGUUUUGAUCGGACAAGAUGUGGGUUUGCAAGUGUUUAUAGUUUUUGUGUUCCUUAGCAACUUUGGUUUUCAUCAUGUACGGUCCUUUUACACAGCUCAGAAUCGAAGCCUGGUGAUGAUUUAUAGAGAAUUAAACAUAGUUUCAAGACUGAAUAUAUUUAACGGUUGACUCA